CCACUCGUUUACGACUCAUAUUGUUUAGUUGUACUUAUUUGCUUGGCAAUGAAGAUACUUUUCUAUCUUUUCCCAAUCUGUUUGGGUCUUCUUCAAAUUGAAGCAGAUCAAAAAUUAGAUUUUCGUAGUGAGCACAUUUCUGUUGAAUUCUUUAUUGCCGGUGAAAAUGCCGACCGAUCUCAGAACUCAUUAAAUGAGUUUAUGGAUAAGUUUUACGAACACCUACAACUGAAUUCAACGCAUGAGGUGGAAAAUAUAUUUUUAUAUCUUGACCAGAGUCAAAACAUUUCUAUCGAAUUUGGUGAAAAUGUGAAGGAAUUUUUUAAUUUAGCCAAGAAUGAGAGUGAAAGACUAUUGGAAAGGCUUCAAAAUAUAUCAUCACCACCGUUGAUUACAGAAAAGAUCAAAUCACAAUUACUGGAUUAUUUUUCAGAAAUGGAAAUUUUUAAAGAAAUGUUGUGUGAAAUUCUAGAUGAUGUCACCGAAUUCACAUUGUAUUCCUUACGAACAGUACAAUCCACAUUGUUGCAGUUUGGCGAAGCUCAAAACACAAUUAUUGAAAGACGACGACACUCACAAGAAGACAAUUUUUGUCAUAAUAGUUUCACAGAAUUUUUGUGGCAAUCAGCUGGCGAGGUGAUUCAAUGUACCAAUACACGAUUGCAUAUAACAUAUGACAUUUUUUCCAUCACAAAACUGACCACAUAUCACGUUCUAAAAAUGCUCGAACACCGCAUUCAAAAAAUUCACAAUUGCUUUUUGUUUGGAAAUUAUUCGUUUCGUUGUCGAUUUGUGAAAAAUGCUGAAGUUGAUUUUGAAAAGCUAUACACUCGACUGGAUGAGCUGCAGAUGUAUAAUGAGAAGCAACGAAGGAAAAUUUAUAGGAAUCGCCAGAGGGGUGGGUUUGUUAAGUGUAUUCCACCAAAUUUUCCCGAUGGACAGAUGACAGAAUCUCUCAAAUCGUGUUCUUCUAUUUCGUCAAAUAAUAUAGUUUUGCUAGAGUGAAAGUUAAGUGCUUGAAAUUAAUUGUUUUUCUUUAGAUUUGUUUUUGGUAUGUAUUUUUUUUUUUUUACAUUGAAUUGAAAGUUGAAAAAAAAAUAAAACUUACUU
Episyrphus balteatus (marmalade hoverfly) is the source of this 1110-nucleotide messenger RNA. RefSeq lists its product as uncharacterized. The record is from RefSeq and is a predicted model, not a curated record. The coding region runs from base 49 to 1005 and encodes 318 amino acids. Lineage: Eukaryota; Metazoa; Arthropoda; Insecta; Diptera; Syrphidae. The transcript has a single exon.